AUGAGUCUUCAUGCUGCUAGGUUCGCGCGACAGCUCUCGCACAGACCAUUCCCAGUACUUCAAGCACGUUUUGCUUCGACACAGCCACUUUCUCGCGAGCUUUUUCCUCAGAGGACUCAGUCUCAGCCGGGGGAUUGGCCAAAAUUAAUCAAGAAAGCUGGAGUGAGAGUCGCACAGUACGUUGGCGUUUUCUCAGUCGUGUUGUUUUGGCCGUUCCCAGUCUACACGAUUGCUGAAGCGAUCUACUAG
Molecule: messenger RNA, 249 nt
Organism: Colletotrichum siamense
Lineage: Eukaryota; Fungi; Ascomycota; Sordariomycetes; Glomerellales; Glomerellaceae
Exons: 2
Coding region: 1-249 (82 amino acids)
Source: RefSeq, a predicted model, not a curated record